AUGCAACUAAAAUCCAUUUUCGCUUCUGCCGUCAUUUCCAGUGCUCUUGUCGCAGCUGACGAUUCUUCGUCCUCAACCUGGACUACAUUGACGCCAACCGCUACUUACAAUGGCGGUGCUGGUUCCUUCAGCACUUCAUUCGGUAUUGCUGUUCUUCCAAUUGCGUCCGCUUCUGCUACGAGCAGCGCUGCCACCGGUAAAGUUAAGAGAGACGCUGUUUCUCAAAUCGGCGAUGGACAAGUUCAAGCUUCUUCUGUCACAUCGACCUCUGCCGCUUCCAGCACCGAGACUGAAGCUGCAGUUUCUCAAAUAACAGAUGGCCAGCCUCAAGCCACCUCUGCAGCUUCUUCAAGCCCGGUCUUGACGGCCUCUGGAGCUUCACAGGUGUCCGACGGUCAAAUUCAAGCUUCUGCCACAUCUGAAGACAAGACCACUACGACUCUCUCGUCAGGUUCUGCGUCGGCAUCUAGCACUGGCAUCACAAUCAACGCGGUCUCCUGUAGUUCGGACGGAACUUUGGAAAUGAGCCUGGAAAACGGUAUCUUGAAGGACAACAAGGGCAGAAUCGGUUCCAUUGUCGCCAACAGACAAUUCCAAUUCGACGGUCCCCCACCACAAGCCGGUGCAAUCUACGCCGCUGGCUGGUCCAUCACUCCAGACGGAAAUUUGGCUAUCGGUGAUAACGAUGUCUUCUACAAGUGUUUGUCGGGAUCUUUCUACAACUUGUACGAUCAGUCCAUCGGCGGCCAAUGUUCUCCUGUGCAUUUGGAGAUUGUCAAGCUCAUCAGCUGUUAA
Messenger RNA from Lachancea mirantina, 795 nucleotides. Lineage: Eukaryota; Fungi; Ascomycota; Saccharomycetes; Saccharomycetales; Saccharomycetaceae. The record is from the annotation of a GenBank genome assembly.